Molecule: messenger RNA, 1203 nt
Organism: Haemonchus placei
Lineage: Eukaryota; Metazoa; Nematoda; Chromadorea; Rhabditida; Trichostrongylidae
Source: the annotation of a GenBank genome assembly
AUGGGUAAGGGUUCCUUCAAGUAUGCUUGGGUACUCGACAAGCUGAAGGCUGAGCGUGAACGUGGUAUUACCAUCGAUAUCGCUCUGUGGAAGUUCGAGACAGCCAAGUAUUAUAUCACCAUUAUUGACGCUCCUGGACAUCGUGAUUUCAUUAAGAACAUGAUUACCGGAACGUCCCAGGCUGAUUGUGCUGUGUUGGUCGUUGCCUGUGGUACCGGAGAAUUCGAGGCUGGCAUUUCCAAAAAUGGACAGACUCGUGAACAUGCCCUACUGGCUCAGACCCUUGGUGUGAAGCAGCUUAUCGUUGCUUGCAACAAGAUGGACUCGACUGAGCCGCCUUUCUCUGAGGCCCGUUUCAAUGAGAUCACCACUGAGGUCUCCAACUUCAUCAAGAAGAUUGGAUACAAUCCCAAGGCGGUCGCAUUCGUCCCUAUUUCUGGCUUCAACGGUGAUAACAUGCUAGAGCCGUCAUCAAACAUGCCUUGGUUCAAAGGAUGGAAUGUUGAACGCAAAGAGGGAAAUGCUACCGGCAAGACCCUUCUCGAAGCUCUUGACUCCAUUGUUCCCCCUCAACGACCUACUGACAGGCCUCUACGUCUUCCGCUUCAAGAUGUGUACAAGAUUGGAGGUAUCGGAACUGUGCCUGUUGGACGAGUCGAGACUGGUAUCAUCAAGCCCGGUAUGGUCGUCACUUUUGCGCCCCAGAAUGUUACCACUGAAGUGAAGUCCGUCGAAAUGCACCACGAAUCUCUUCCUGAAGCUGGCCCUGGAGACAACGUCGGUUUCAACGUCAAGAACGUGUCCGUCAAGGAUAUUCGUCGUGGAUCAGUCUGCUCCGAUUCCAAGAAUGAUCCCGCUAAGGAAGCUCGCUCAUUCAACGCUCAGGUGAUCAUUAUGAACCAUCCUGGACAAAUCGCCGCUGGUUACACGCCUGUUCUUGAUUGUCACACUGCACACAUUGCUUGCAAGUUCAACGAGCUGAAGGAGAAGUCUGGUGAUGCUGGAAUCGUCGAACUUAUCCCUACCAAGCCCCUCUGCGUUGAAUCCUUCACUGACUAUGCACCUCUCGGACGUUUUGCUGUACGUGAUAUGAGACAAACUGUUGCUGUUGGAGUCAUCAAAUCCGUUGAUAAGACCGAAGCCGCUGGAGGAAAGGUCACGAAGGCUGCACAGAAGGCAGGAGUUGGAGCCAAGAAGAAGUAA